This is a messenger RNA of Echinostoma caproni, 366 nucleotides long. The record is from the annotation of a GenBank genome assembly. Lineage: Eukaryota; Metazoa; Platyhelminthes; Trematoda; Plagiorchiida; Echinostomatidae.
AUGACGUUGUGCUCCGCUCUCAAUAGGUCGUCUAUCGAUAAAGGUCCCGCACGCAGCGAUUCGUUAGGCCGAAAUCAAGUCAUGAUCAUCACCGUACGCUUAAAUCUUAUCCAUCAAGCAACGGAACGAAUCAAUCUGCUCCAGGACGAGAAGCUUUCCAGUUUCCUUAUCAGCGGGGAGGUGACGUCGCGUUCCACCGUCAAGAUUGCCCGUUUUGAUUCCAUCAACUCAGCGGGCGCGGUGGGUGCAAGCACUGUACUCUCGUCUUUGGACGCAGCGGUCAGGAAUGUCGGACCUCCAACCGAUCGCGUGGCUUGUCCAAUGAUUCCAAACCUCGGGAGCAGUGAUCGGUGUAUUUCAUGCUGA